Molecule: messenger RNA, 714 nt
Organism: Protomyces lactucae-debilis
Lineage: Eukaryota; Fungi; Ascomycota; Taphrinomycetes; Taphrinales; Protomycetaceae
Exons: 1
Coding region: 1-714 (237 amino acids)
Molecular function (GO): protein binding
Source: RefSeq, a predicted model, not a curated record
AUGCUCCAGAUUCCCACACGAGAGAUCCUGAGCUUGUGGCUAGGCCGUGUAGGCCCGCUCAAGGAAGCCACCAGUGCAAAGCUAUAUCAAAGCUACUUUGCGCGCGAUUCUGCCUUUGAUGCAAAGUGCAAGACAUAUGAACCACAUAUCAACACACUGAUCGCGCAUUACAAGGAACAAGACUUGCCAUCGCUCGAUCCGUAUGACUCUAUCAUCACGGAUGAAUCUGCCGUUGCUGCAUUUCCCAAAUCAAAGGAUGAGACAUUGAGCCAUAUCCUACUCCUUGACCAAUUCUCGCGCAAUAUCUGGCGUGGUCGUGAAGCGGUCAAGGUCUACAACGAAGCAGACCCCAUUGCUCAUCAAUUGUCCAUCUAUGCUCUGCAAAAACAAUGGGACGUCGAAUCUGACUGGCUCGAAUUAUUGUUUAUGAGCAUGCCAUUGACGCAUGCAGAAAGCUUUUCCUCCCACAUCAGGCUGCUUCGUACCUAUCUCGCUAAAAUUGAACAAGUCGACAAAGCUGUACAGGCUGGCGAGAAGACGACACAGGAACGUGGCGUGGCGUUGCUUGCUCUCAAAUCACAGUAUGAGCAUCUCGAUCUCAUCAAUCAAUUUGGACGCUACCCACAUCGCAACAAAGUGCUCAAUCGCGGUGCAACAGAUGCGGAGGUCAAGUACAUGGCAAGUGGCGGUACUACCUUUGGCGCAGAUGCAUGA